Molecule: messenger RNA, 4063 nt
Organism: Nicrophorus vespilloides
Lineage: Eukaryota; Metazoa; Arthropoda; Insecta; Coleoptera; Silphidae
Product: RING finger protein 17-like
Exons: 6
Coding region: 86-3880 (1264 amino acids)
Source: RefSeq, a predicted model, not a curated record
CCCACCUGACUUACCUCCACACACACACACUCGAGAGAAAGAGACUUAAGUUCUUCUCUUGCUUUGAGCUCAUUACGUAAUAACAAUGACUAAUUUAGAAUUGUUUGGUUUUCAGGAUUGCUCCGCGAUAGCGAGGAAAAUAUCGGUGGAGCACGACGAGGACCACGGCAACAUCGCGAGGAUCUUCCUGGACGCUCACUCGAAGCUCCAGAUGGUCGAGUGGAGGGUCGUCGGGAAACUGAAGGGUUGCGUGAAAGGCAAAGAGGAAGCCCUGGUGAAGAUCGGCAACGAAUUGUCUUGCAGCAUAGAGGAAAUCAAAGAGCUGAUCGAUGCGGGCGGUCUAAUCCUCGAGAAGAACGUGAACACCCAGCACGACGUGAAGUCGAUGCUCGAGCGGAUGGAGAGAGUCCUGAAUUUGGGCUACCAUUUGGAGCGUGGUGGUGCGAAAGGCUUCUGCUUGGGCGUGCGGAACGUGAACUAUCUGGACGAGAUCGACGAUUUGCUCCAGAUUAAUUUCACCGACGACGCCGAUCACGCUUACAGAUUGGUUCACAGAGUCGAGGAGGUGGAUGAAUCCGUUAAUCUAGAGCAGGAAGAGUCGAUUUAUACGGAGAGCACGAAGAUGGCAGAUCCUUGGAAGCGCAGCUACCCCGAACAACAGAACAGAUUGUUAGGCAAUUUGGGCACGGUAUCGAUAAACGAGAGUGCGUCUUCGAGUUCGUUUCUAUUCCAUUGGAACAAUGAUUUAUUAAUUUAUCCUGCAGGCGACAGGGAAUUCGUUAUGGUCACGUACAUCGUUAACCCCGAUAAGAUAUUCGUCCAAAUGAAGAAGCACGAGAGCUUAAUCAACGUGCUGCAUCGUCGCCUGGAAGAGUGCGCUCUUCACUCCGAGCUGAUCGAUAAACCGGAAUUGAAUCAAAUGUACAUCACCAAGUACGGUAAGAAGGGAUAUCCGAGUUGGUGUCGUUGUCGCGUCACGCAAAUGGACGUCUCGAAUCUUCCGGUCGUUUUUCUCAUCGACUUUGGUAUCAUAUACAAUAGCAAAAAGGACGAUUUGCGCAACAUCUCGUUGGAGCUGGCGAACAUUCCGAAAUUGGCGAUCGAAACCAAACUGUACGGUUUGUACCCGGUCAAACAGCAGUGGGAUCGUCCGGUGAAGCAGCUCUUAGUAGACAUCACCAAAGGAUGCGACGUUCUGAUGAUCGUGCUGGCGCGCAAACACAUCCUCGAGAUUGACUUCAUCGCUUACAAUGAUGCCGAUGAAUAUUCCGUACGCGAUACGCUCAUUUUCUUGGGGUACGCGAUGACCUUCGUCUCUGAAAAACAACCUAUGAAAAUCGAGAAAAUCGUCACGAAGUCUCGGUUUUACGAUAGAUCCGAAUACUUCAGGAUACUCGAGAGUUAUUCGGUCACCAUCUCGCACAUCAACAGUCCGUCCGAUUUCUACGUGCAGUUGCUGCAGUUUCGAAACGAUCUUAAUAAUCUGCAUUCGAUGAUGCAAGAGCACUACACGAAGACGAAGAAGGGGUACAUCUACACGCCUGAAGUCGGAAUGCCGAUUGGCGUGAUGAUCAGAGAUAACGUCUGGCGGCGGGCGAUCGUCAAAUCUAUCGUCUUGGGCAAAGGUUCGGUGGACGCGUUCCUCGUGGAUUACGGCGAGGUGCUGCGCGUCCAUUGGAACAAUAUCAGAAGACUGCCGGAGUCGUUCAUCGCGUUGGAGAGUCAGGCGAACAACGUUGCUCUCGCUGACAUCGAACCAUGCGGUAAGAAUUGGGGCGACGCAGCUACAGCUUACUUGAGGAAGUACGUGAACGGCAACGAGCAUCUGAUGUUGGUCAUCAAAGAAUUAUCGAAUCCCCUCGAGAUCGGACUGUUCGAAUACCAUAUCAGCAUCAAGAAGAGCAUCAACGCUCUGCUCGUGAAAGCGAACUUUGCCAAAUCUACUGGUGAACUAUCCGAUGUCGUGGAGUGGCCCAUCGGCUGCGGCGGGAACGAAAAGAAACCCGACGAAAUGUUUAUAUCGACAAUGCUGAAAACGGUGCAGGGCUUCUCGAAUGAUUCCCAAUCCGAUGAGGAUAACAUCGACGAAGAGAAUAUGUCGAUAAAAUCGAAGCCGGUGCAGGUGCUGCGCGUGGACGGGCCCGAUCAGAUCUACGUGAAAUUCACGGAGAACCCAAGCGAGUUGCUCGAUCUGCAGAGCUUCUACAUCAAGCUGCAGAAGCACUACGGCAAACGCGACUGCAAGACACGAGAGUUCUGGAGGGAAGGCGACAUUGCCGUUGCCAAGAACCCGAAAGAUCAGCAGAUCCAUCGGGUGCUGAUAAAGAAGUCGGGCGAUGAGACCAGUCACGUCUUCAGCAGAGAUUACGCCGUAUACUUUGACGUGCCGAACUCCGAAUUGCAGAUCGUCGAAGAGGAAUUCGUUAACGUUCCGCCGUUCGCGUGUCGUUGCCAUCUGUACGGUGUUAAAGCGGCUGGUAACUCGUGGAGUCUGACCUCUAAAGAUUACCUGUCGGAACUGUUAUUGAACAGCAACAACAUUCAUUUCAGCAAGAUGGGAGACGUGGUGCAAAAAUCGACGCCCGGUGUCUUCUGGAUUAAGGUAUUGAAAUCGGAGUCGGCGCUGAAGCGAUCGAUCUUCAAGAUGAGCAACGUUAACUUGCUGCUGGUUAAAAACGGAUUGGCCAUCAAGUACGGCAACUGGGAUUUCCAGAGCAACGAAAAUCUGAAGCCGUGCAAGGAUUACAUCGAGGACGGAAGAUCGGGUAAAUGGUUGGAGCCGAUCUGCUUGGAGGUGGAGAGCGUCGAGGGUAUCGCGACGAAUGUCGGUGACGAUGGGACCAUUUACUUUCACACCGUUUCGGCAUCCGUGCAAGCGUCGGAAAUGGAGAAGCUGAUGCAAACCUGCUUGGAUUCCGAGGCGAUGGUGCUGAGGAACUGGUCCGUGGGCGAUCGCUGCUCGGUGCGUUAUCACAGGAACAACAAAUGGUAUAGAGGGAUACUCCUUGAUAUCAUCGAGGACGAAUAUCGCGUGUCCAUGAUUGAUUAUGGAAACGUGGAGGUGGUGAAUUGCGAUAACAUUAGGAGCGACGUGUUCUUCGUGGAGGUUCCGCAGCUCGCGAACAGCGUCAAACUCGCCGACGUCUAUCCGAGGCACGACACCUUUUACGUGAGGGAUCUGGACAUUCUUCACACGUUGAUCGUGGAGAAAUCCGUGCUUGUCAAUUACGUCGACACCAGCUAUCAUUACGGCAUCAUCUACCAGGGGGUCAUCAAUGUUAACGACUACAUGAUCAGCAACACCACUUGCGUCGCCUAUCAAAUGAGCGAAUCCGACGACGAGGAUGUCAUUAUUCUGGAUUACGAUCAUGCAGAAGAACUGAACUACACGUAUCCGGAGCUACCGCCGGAACGGUACAUCCUUGCCGCACUCAUCAAUCAGUUCGAUCACAACAAGCUCAUCUUCGAAGUGACGGGCGUCGACGAGAGCUGCAGCGGCUUCAACGACUUGUGCGAACAGUUGAGACAAGAGGGCAACAGUCAAGCUCUGAUCCGAAAUCCGGAGGAAGGAAUGCCCUGCAUCGCUGUGUUCCGCGAAGACCAGAGCUGGUAUCGGGCGAGCAUCCUCGACGUGCUGAACGAGGAAACCGUGAGGGUUUACUUCGUCGAUUUCGGCAACGUCGAGAUCAUCACGAUCGACAACGUCCGCAAGAUCAAGCCGGAAUGGAUGAAGUUUCCCGUGCACCAGGUCACCGCCACCAUCAACAACAUGACUUCCUUCGACGAAGAGUUAAUUAAAUCCUAUUUCAAUACGGUCCAACGACUCGAGAUCAUAGAAAGACAUCCGCUUAUUGUUAAUAUUUGCAAGUCUUCGCUCUAAUUCAAUCCAUUGUUUUACUUCCUAAGAAUACAUUUUUCUUUUUCUUUCUUUCAAUGAAAAUUACGUUUCAUUCAGAGGUAUUCUUUAAUUUAUUAUUAUUAUUUAUUAGCAUAAAUAUUGUUUUAUUUAUCGAAAACUGUUAUUUUCAGUUACACAUCGUUUCUGUAUUAUCUAUGUUUACUA